This is a messenger RNA of Colletotrichum godetiae, 476 nucleotides long. RefSeq lists its product as uncharacterized. The record is from RefSeq and is a predicted model, not a curated record. The transcript has 3 exons. Lineage: Eukaryota; Fungi; Ascomycota; Sordariomycetes; Glomerellales; Glomerellaceae. Bases 1 to 216 code for a protein of 71 amino acids.
AUGCAGGCUCACUCAGUCAUCCUUCUUGCCUUCGGUGUUCUCUUGCAAGGUGCUUCGGCAUUCACCUACUGCAAGGCAGCUCCUGGAGAUUGUAACCGAAAUAACUGUGAGGAAUACAAGGCUGUGCACGAAGACCCGUUGAAAGUCUGCAAAGCUAGGUGCAAUGCCAACGCCAACACCUAUGACUGCUGCAGCGGUGACAUUUACUGCCCUUGAGCAGGCCAAACUGGCCCACGUCCACCCGAGAUGGAGUCGGUAUCGGCACAACGUAAUGCACCAUCAGGUCUAUGCCCACGGAUAACAUUUGCGCAUCCUUGGCAAGCGUAGGCUCAAGCCUGAACAAGGAGAGGAUGCAGGAUGGCUCUUGGGGUGGAGGAGGUCACGCUGGGUUUAUAAGUUAAGAGACUUCCGCUUGGAGUCAUCGAAAUUUAAGUGUGCCAGAAUGAAUGCCCCGCCAGAGUGAAAUUGUGAGCUAG